Messenger RNA from Brachypodium distachyon (stiff brome), 1278 nucleotides. RefSeq names its product zinc finger CCHC domain-containing protein 10. Lineage: Eukaryota; Viridiplantae; Streptophyta; Magnoliopsida; Poales; Poaceae. Gene Ontology annotation, molecular function: nucleic acid binding; zinc ion binding. The record is from RefSeq and is a predicted model, not a curated record. The transcript is spliced from 2 exons. The coding region runs from base 203 to 997 and encodes 264 amino acids.
ACAAAAUUCAUCCCUAUAAUGCACUCUUGAUACCCAACAGUAAUGCGGAGAGGCCCCCGCUUCACAAGGCAAUUCGGAGCCAAAAUUAGAAAAGAGAACAGAAAGAACCAACGCGAGGAGGCUGGAGGCGAGAGGCGCGAGAUUGCCGGUGGCGCAGGAUAGUGAGAUUACUGGUCUUUUUUAACAUCUUGGGCGUAUCAAGAUGUCUGGAAAUGAUUCUCAGGCUGCAGCUGAUCGAAUAAAGGCACAGGCCUUAUCGAACGCUAAGGGAUUGAGCAGGGCUCAAGCUGAACGCGCAGCGGAAGCUGCUGCUCGCAAUGUCAAUGCUUAUGGGCAGAAGGAAGAGGGGCCAAGCCGCUGGCAGGAGAGGAAGGAAGCCAAGAGGCAGAUGUAUUUGAUGAGUACGGAGAAGGCUGUGAAACUGGGUGUGAGACCAAAUGCUAUGCCAACUUCUUCUGCUGGUGGCCAAUGUCAGAAGUGCUUCCAGCCUGGUCAUUGGACAUACGAGUGCAAGAAUGAACGGGUCUACAUCUCGCGUCCCUCGAGGACAGAGCAGCUUAAGAAUCCCAGGUUGAAGAAGGCGUGGCUACCAGCUUCCUCUCAAUUUGUGAACCCUGAUCUCGAGAAGGAGAUGGAGGAGGAAAGGAAGCUGAUGAAAGAGAAGCUGAAGAAGGAAAAGUCUGAAAGAAGGAAGGUAAAGAGUAAGGUGAAGAGCAAGAGGAAACAUCGUGCUUCGGUGUCUGAUUCUGACUCCGAUUCUGAAUCAUCAGCGACUGGCUCUGAGUAUUCUUCUGAAAGCGGCAGUUCAAGUGACAGUUCCUCAGACUCGGAGGACAACAAGAAGCGUCGACGUAAAACCAAGCAGAAGAAGCGAAGGCACCGAAGGGACAGCACGUCGUCGUCGUCCUCUGAAUCUGAAUCUGACUCGGAUUCUGACUCUGAUGACAAGGGCAGCCGAAGGAAGAGUAAAAGGCGCAGCGACAAGCGCCGAACCUGAAGAACCAGAGAAGGUGACGGGGAUGGCGAAUGUCAUGUUCUGAUUCUUCUUGUGCCAGACUCCUUCCAAGAGACGGAUCACAAAUGUAUCAGUUGAUUUCCUGAACGCCAGUUCUUCACUCUCAUGUUUCCUGUUCUAAGAAGUACCCCUUUUUGAAAGACUAUUAAGAAGUACUUGAAGCUAUAGAUGUUUCCUGUAUUCUAUUAUGUUUGACCGCGCAGCAAAUCCUGCAACUAUAUUCAUCAUCGAUGAGCUUGUUAGUACUAUUUUUUUUGCUUAUC